GUGAGGUCGAGAGGAGGACUUGGUUUGAUUGAACACCAGUCUGAUACCAAUCAGAUCGGCAGCAGCGGCAGCGGCAGCGGCUGCAUCUGCAUCUCCGCCCCGGCUCCGGAGCCCCACCCCACCCCGCCGCGCCGGCCAUGUCUCCCUCCGGGGAGGUGGUCGCCUCCGUCUCCUCCGCGCUCGCCGUCCUGCUCGUCCUCCUCGCCUGCGUCGAGCUCGGUGACGCGGCCGCCGCCGUCGGCGUCUACCGCCUCAUCCAGUACGACCUCGCCGGCGCCCCGCUCGGCUCCCGCGCCGCCGCGCUCAACCACCACGCCGCCGCCUUCCCGCUCCCCGCGGGGGCCGACCUCUCCCGCUCCGCGCUCGUCGCGCCGCUGCUCGACCUCCCGCUCUCCUUCCUCCGAGAGUACCUGGCAGAGAAAAAACAUCUUGGAGGGUUGCUCAUUCUGCUCCCGAGAAACAUCAGCGCUAAGAAUGUUGAGGGAAACAACGAUGACAAGGGGGAACCAAAGAAUGUGCUGGCUGAGCUAGAAAAGUUGCUCAUGCAUGAAGAAGUGCCGUUUCCAGUGUACUUCGCUUUCCAUGACGACAAUUUGGAUAACCUAUUGGCAGAUAUUCGUAAAAUUGCCUCUUCAGGCCAGCCAGCCUCUGCAUCAACAGGAGGAUACAAGCUUGUAGUGCCUUCUGCGGAACCUAAAAAGGUGUCAUCUCCAACCAUUUCAAAUAUCCAGGGAUGGUUACCUGGAUCGAAAGGAGAGGGCGAUGCUGAACAGCUUCCAACCAUUGCCAUAGUUGCAAACUAUGACACUUUUGGUGCUGCACCUGCGCUUUCCGUGGGAAGUGACAGCAAUGGAAGUGGAGCUGUGGCUCUUCUAGAAAUUGCAAGGAUCUUUUCACGCCUCUAUUCAAGUCCUAAGACCAGAGGCAAGUUUAAUCUUCUCUUUGGAUUAACAUCUGGCGGACCCUACAAUUACAAUGGAACUAGCAAGUGGCUUAGAAGUUUCGAUCAGCGUGUACGCGAGAGUAUUGACUAUGCAAUUUGCUUGAAUAGCGUUGGUUCCUGGAGCAAUGAUCUCUGGAUGCAUGUAUCAAAGCCUCCAGAGAACCCUUACAUCAAGCAAAUCUUUGAAGAUUUUUCAGAUGUCUCCAAGGAAAUGGGCAUUUCAGUCGGCAUCAAGCACAAGAAGAUUAAUGUGUCAAAUUCUAGAGUAGCAUGGGAACAUGAGCAAUUCUCGAGGUUUAGGGUGACUGCGCUAACUCUUUCGGAAUUGUCUACACCUCCUGAAUUUUUGGAAAGCACUGGUGGUCUGUAUGACACUAGAGAAUCAGCAGAUGUUGAGUCAGUAAUGAGAACUGUCAAAUUAGUUUCUGAGAGUCUUGCGAGACAAAUCUACGGGUUGAGAGGAAGGAACAUUGAUGUUUUUGCUGAUAACAGCAGUUUAGCCAUCAGUCCUCACUACAUCCGGUCCUGGUUGGAUCUUUUUUCACGGACACCACGGGUUGCGCCUUUUCUUCAGAAGAAUGACCCCUUCAUCGUAGCACUUAAAAAGGAACUGUCCGAGCAUACUACGGAUGUGCAUGUUCAAAAUGACGUCCUUGAUGGCAUGUUCACUUUCUAUGAUGCAACAAAAUCAACUUUAAACGUAUACCAGGUUGCAAGUGUUACUUUCGACCUGUUAUUCCUUCUGGUGCUCGGUUCCUAUCUAAUUGUUCUCUUCAGUUUCCUAGUAAUCACAACACGGGGCCUUGAUGAUCUCAUUAACAUAUUCCGGCGGCCUCCAUCACGUAAAGUCAAGGGAGCAUAGGCUAGAUCAUCAUGUUUUGUGUAUUAGUAACGAGAAUUGCAUGCCUAGUUAGAAGAGCGCUAGACACCAGGAUUUACGAAAAGCUAAGCUUUCCACAGCAGAUAGACCUGUAAUUUUCAGAAUUACCCUUUGUUCUCUAGCCAAUGUGAGCGGCAUCAGAUUCUCCAGGGCGAAAACAUUUUCUUCUGCACACAAGGAAUUUUGACUGUAAUUUGUUGUCUGUUAUUUAUUUUUUUCAUUUCUGGCUACUGUGAAGUAGAAGGCCUAUCUGCAUAAUCAUCGUGGCAGUGUGUUACUGUGUUAUGUAUGGAUAGAGAGCACCACUCUGUACUCCCAAAUCUGUACUUGGGUACAGUGAGAUACAUCUUCUGAAUACACUCAAAGCAGAACUGCAUCCUGCUUCAUACCUUGUUUUAA
This is a messenger RNA of Triticum urartu, 2222 nucleotides long. RefSeq names its product M28 Zn-peptidase nicastrin. Gene Ontology annotation, biological process: regulation of signal transduction. The record is from RefSeq and is a predicted model, not a curated record. Gene Ontology annotation, cellular component: membrane. NCBI's taxonomy places the organism in Eukaryota, Viridiplantae, Streptophyta, Magnoliopsida, Poales, Poaceae.